Messenger RNA from Drosophila subpulchrella, 2058 nucleotides. RefSeq lists its product as uncharacterized. Gene Ontology annotation, molecular function: ubiquitin conjugating enzyme binding; ubiquitin protein ligase activity. The coding region runs from base 131 to 1846 and encodes 571 amino acids. NCBI's taxonomy places the organism in Eukaryota, Metazoa, Arthropoda, Insecta, Diptera, Drosophilidae. Gene Ontology annotation, cellular component: cytoplasm. The record is from RefSeq and is a predicted model, not a curated record. The transcript has 5 exons. Gene Ontology annotation, biological process: proteasome-mediated ubiquitin-dependent protein catabolic process; multicellular organism development.
GCGAAGUGCGAAGCGCCGGCGCCAAAAAAAGUUAUUACGAUACGAUCUGAAAAAAGAAAAAAAUCACCUAGCGUGUCCAAGAGUUGUGAAAAUUGAUUAACCAGCUAAGCAAUAAAAAAAAAACGACGAGAUGCUUCAGUUGUGCACCAUCUACGCCUGCGCGAACGGGACCUUGGGCCUGAAUUUGAGUCGUGCCCCCUGGGAUCCGUAUCCCUGGGUCAGCGGGGUGCAGGCGAAGUCGAGUGCGGAAAGGGGCGGCGUCCGGCUGGGGGAUACCCUCCUGGAGCUGAACGGAGCCGAUGUCCUGGGCCUGAGGAUCAGUGAGCUGGCCAGUCGGUUGCAGGAUCACUGGCAGAGCGGCGCCGAGGUCGUGACCCUGAUGAUGUGGCGCCAACAGGGGGCCAUCGACCAGAAUGAGGAUCCUGCCGAGGCAUCUCAUGCUGUGCAACACGAAAUUAAUCAGCAAUCGCUGCAAAAGUUUGCAACAUGCCUGCAACAUAUUUCCCAAUUACUGGAGUGUCCUGUGUGCCUUGAGGUCAUCAAACCACCUGGCUGGCAGUGCUGCAAUGGACACGUGCUCUGCAAUAAUUGCCGCAGUCGCUCCGUAAAGUGUCCGGUGUGCCGGGUUCCUCUGGGGCCCAGGGGCCGCUGUCUGCUGUCGGACAAAUUAUUCACCCUGCUGGCGGAGAGCUUCCCCUGCGACGGCGGGAAAAGCAACCAGGUGACUGCGGCCCAGGGCCAUCAAAAACUGAGCAUCGUCAACAAGUGCACAAAUGAAUAUCAUAAUCAACCGAAAAUGGCGUUGGCCAAGCCGAGUUCCGGCAAGUCGAAGUGCGGCAAGCAAAUCUCCAGGCAUCUGGCAGUUUCGGUGGACCACAACCCAGUGCCAAAGGGAACUGAAGAUGGAGCCGAGGAAAAUGCUGUGGCCCAAACUACCAGCGAAAUCAGGAGGAAAAGCCAGGAGGCUGUCCUGCAACGUUGCACGCUGAUAAAAGUGCAGCACCAGGAGACUGCCGAGCACUUUUCGGGGGAAGGUCACAACAAUAUGCUCGUUAAACCAAAGUUAAAGUUGAGUAAGAAAAGUUGGCGGAUUACAGGGCGAGAUCAAGACGGAUUGCGCUGCGAUGAAGUUGCCUCCAUGAAUAAUGGUGGGCAGGUGGGCCAGCCGGAGGAGCAGGAGCUGGAGGAGCAGGAGUAUCAAAAUUAUCAUUGCCCCACUGGGAAAUCAUGCGGCCACAGUUACCAACUGGCCAACAAAUUGUCAACAGUCGCGAUGCAGGACACCGCAGUUGGGGAUUCACUAGGUGCAUCCUUAUCAGCGGGGAGCCAUAAACAGGCGCUUUCAUCCGGAGUAAAUCAGGGAGUGAUCCCCGCCGAACUGGAGGCGGGGUCAAUAGGUCGCCGGGAGUGGCAGCUGCUGCGCCAUUUGAGCGGCGACCAUCGCCUGGCAGUGCUGCAAAUCUACGGCACGUUCGGCGAGCGGUUGCACGUCCGCCCCCAGCUGCCCCAGGAGGGCGUGGCCUGCCUGCGGCUGAGCGAGGAGUCCUCCUCCUCCUCCUCCUCCUCCUCCGCUUUCGGCCACGUCAGAGUGCACACAUUUUUCUUGGCUGUCAUUUCAACCGGCGGCGUUGGCGGCGAUGAGCACGCCGUCUUCCUGUGGCACCUGGACCACCUGCAAUCACCGCAAGGACCCACUUUCGAGGCUGUCAUCGAGGCACAGGGCUUCCCGUUUCGGGGACCUGCCCACUCCCUCCGCCGCAGCUGGCCAGAGAUUAGGGCCUCCGGCCAGUUCCUCACCUGCCGCAACCUGUCCGCCAGCCUCGAGGUGACCAUUCAAGCCAGGUAGACCUCCCCAGCACCCAAGACUGGUCCCAAAGCAUAGGAAUAGUAAUAGUAUUAAAGCUAAUUAGGUCUAAGAAAUUUAAGCCAAGACUAUGAACUGAUUUUUCUGGCUCUACUAAAGUAGCUAAAGUAGCAUAGAGCAAACCAAAAGGCAAUGAGAAUAAAAAAUGUGAACUGUAUGCUUUGUAAAUUAUAUUUGCAUUUUUUCAACUCGCU